This is a messenger RNA of Branchiostoma floridae (Florida lancelet), 1224 nucleotides long. Its product is annotated as solute carrier organic anion transporter family member 5A1-like. Gene Ontology annotation, cellular component: membrane. The record is from RefSeq and is a predicted model, not a curated record. The transcript is spliced from 8 exons. The coding region runs from base 15 to 1199 and encodes 394 amino acids. Gene Ontology annotation, biological process: sodium-independent organic anion transport; transmembrane transport. Lineage: Eukaryota; Metazoa; Chordata; Leptocardii; Amphioxiformes; Branchiostomatidae. Gene Ontology annotation, molecular function: protein binding.
UUUGUCCAGGUAUCAUGUACACUGCAAGUGCAAUUGGCCCAGCGCUGGGUUUCCUCCUGGGCGCUCUGUGCAUCAGUUACUAUGUGGACAUCAACUGGCUGGACUACACCAAUGUAGAGAUGACUCAGAAGGACCCCAGAUGGGUGGGGGCAUGGUGGGCAGGUUUCCUCCUAUGUGCCUUGUUCCUGGUACUAUGUGCCCUGCCCAUCCUGGCCUUCCCGGCCACGCUGCCCAAGGUGCUGCGGAUGGAGAAGACGUACCACCUGACGGCCGAGGGCACGGAGGAGGAGGGGGACGGCAGCACGCUCCAGAAUGAGGGCAUCACGCACAUGAGCUUUGGCAAGAAACUUCGAGACAUCCCCCACGCAGUGAUGAGCCUGUGCACCAACGUGCCUUACCUGUGUAUCAGCCUGUGUGCCACCAUGGAGCUGUCCGUCGUCACCGGCUUCAUCACCUUUGUACCCAAGUUCCUGGAGUCACAGUUUGGGGUCUCUGCUUCCGAGGCUAACCUCCUCACAGGAGUGGUGAUCAUCCCCAGUGCAGGCGGUGGCAUCCUGCUGGGCGGUUACAUCAUGAACCGGCUCAAGCUGGAUCUGAAGGGCGCGGCGCAGUGGUCGCUGGUCAGCGCCGUCGUGUCGCUCAUCUGCCUCGCCACGCUGUUCACCGUGGGCUGCCACACUAUCAACAUAGGGGGGCUCACCAUACCCUAUAGCGACAGUCCCAACUUUGACCACCAGGCACCCAGUGAGUUCACAGCCAACUGUAACCUGCACUGUGACUGUGCCAUCCACUCGUACUCCCCCGUCUGUGGCUCAGAUGGUAUCACCUACUUCAGCCCCUGCCAUGCAGGCUGUCAUAAAGUCACCAACUUUCUAUGGGACGGACAGACCACCAAAUAUAACUACACUGACUGCAGCUGUGUAGCAGUUGUCUCUGUGGAAACCAUCAACACCAAGAAGUACCGCAUCGAGGAGCAGAAACUGAGAUAUGGAGGCCAUGUCAUCACAGGAAAAUGUCACCGUGACUGCGGCACGCUGGCGCCGUUUCUGGUGUUCCUGUUCAUCGUAACCUUCAUCACCUGCUGCGCACAAGUGCCUGCCAUGAUGGUCACCCUCAGGUCAGUGAAGAAGGAGGAGCGACCCUUUGCCCUUGGCAUCCAGUUUGUCCUCUUCCGAACACUUGGUGAGUAUUGCCUUUGAUACACAUACAUGUAGAAGUAUGCAC